Messenger RNA from Pieris napi, 1942 nucleotides. RefSeq lists its product as uncharacterized. Bases 159 to 1175 code for a protein of 338 amino acids. The record is from RefSeq and is a predicted model, not a curated record. The transcript has 7 exons. Lineage: Eukaryota; Metazoa; Arthropoda; Insecta; Lepidoptera; Pieridae. Gene Ontology annotation, biological process: rRNA processing.
UGGCUUUAGUGCCAAAUACGAAUUCAAUUUGGAUAAAUUUGAAUUUUGAAGAUAGUAGCUUGAAUUUUAGCAUUUUUCAUACUAAUUUAUGUGCUUAAAACGUGACAAAAUUAUCUGAAUUUUGUAUUUAGUUGUUAAUUUUAGUAUAUGUUGCAAUAAUGAUUCUCCGAUUUUACAGUAGUUCUUGUGUGUUAUACAGCAUGAAGAAACAAGGAAUGAAGUUACAUAAAAUGUUAAAUCCCAAAAAUAAACGGCAGUGGUAUCCCUCACAGACCACAGAUUUAAAUAUACUUCCCACUCUCAAUACAUUGACAAAAAUUCAAAGAAUUCCCGAUAAUCAGGGAAUACGCAGAGUAGCUGUUUUAAAUAAACUAUUUAUGAAACACAUAACAGAUAUUAUGUCCACUGGCACUGUGUCAAUGGAUAUUAUUGGACGAGGAAUAGAAAUAUCUAAGGUCAAUGUUGCAAAAGACUUCAAAACCAUCAAUAUUUUCUGGAUAUGUAAAGGUGACGCAAGUGAUGAAGAUACAGAUAAACUAUUGCAGACAAUUGCAGGGCCCUUGAGACAUGAGCUAUCUACCCUCAGACUUAUGGGAGAAGUGCCUUACAUAUAUUUUGUAAAAGAUAAGCACGAAUCUCAGAUUGUUGAUAUUGACAAACGGUUACUGCAAGCUGAUUAUGGUGAGGACUACACUCCAACUGAUUUGGGGGAGCUAUUAAAAUCUGAAUUUACAUUAAAUCUGAAGUUAUCACCAGAAAUAAAAGCAAAAAUAAAGCAAUUAGAAGAUAGUCAAGAAAUAAUUGAGGACCCUAUACCAGAGAUGACAAAUUCUGUGUACGGUUUAGAUCAUACAAAAAUUAUGAAUAGAUUGUUAGCAGCAAGAAAGAGAAGUAAAGAAGCCUGGGAGAACCUGCAAUCAGAGUCACCUGUAAUAUCUUACCGUACUACAAACACAUCUCCCUCUAACAUUAAUCUCAAGGAGCAAAAGAAGGAAAUAGCCGAGUUCCUGAUAAAGCGACAGAUCCUUCACAACAAGUUACAGAGGGAAAGACGAAAGCAAGACGAUACACACGUUGAAUAUGAAAAAAUUGAGGAAAGAAAUGAGGAUAUAUACGAAUUUUGCGAUGAUUAUGAUGAUAAUUACGAUAUAGAGUAUAGUUCUGUAGAGAAAUGAAUUGUGAAAAUAUUAAAAGAAUUUUAAAUGUGUAAAGUAGGAUUUUUUUUCAGACUGGUCUUAUAAGCGUGCUAUGCCUCAAUACAAACAUGUUUUCUCACGUUUAUUUUACUAAAGUGAUAAGGACAAAACAUUGCUAAUUUAGGCUUAUAGUACGUUUAUAGACAAUACUUAAUUUGUAUAUAAAUGUAAAAUUGUUAGAGAAUAUUUAAUAUUUAGUAAAAAAGAUAUGAACUUAGCGGGUUAACGAGUUAAUUCAAGAUCCUGGAUUUGAUUCUUUACUUAACGGGCAAACGCACUUUUGUACUAUCAAUACAAAAGUACGUUUGCCCGUUCUGCCAUUGUGAGAUUUCAGGGUGAUCCGGUUCAUCUUCGGAGUAAUACAAAUAUUUUGCGUAGAGGAAUUGUAAGUCAUGAUAGAACUUCAAAAUAUUAAUUCAGCGUUGCGUAAGUUAAAAAGAAAAGAUUUUUAUAGAAUCGAUGCUAUCUGGUUAAUUUUGACAUAGUCAUAGUUCGUGCUAAGUCUGAGUUCGCGAACGAAGAAACUCAGGCAAUAGUCUGUUUUAAUUAGCCAAUCGAAAAUAUGGAUAAAAUCUUCAAUAUAGGUAAUUUUAGUAGUAAUAUUUAUUUUAUUUGUUCAAAUAAAGUAUUAUCAAUACAAAAUUAUCUUUCUGUCUGCCUUCUGCGAAAUCGAUUGUUUUUGGACUGCGAAUUUUCAAAGUAUUUCGAUGGUCACUUCAAAAACUGAUUAAAUGCUAAUAGACGAA